This is a messenger RNA of Haliotis rubra (blacklip abalone), 4596 nucleotides long. RefSeq lists its product as uncharacterized. The transcript is spliced from 7 exons. Gene Ontology annotation, biological process: positive regulation of canonical NF-kappaB signal transduction; humoral immune response; signal transduction. The record is from RefSeq and is a predicted model, not a curated record. The coding region runs from base 571 to 2529 and encodes 652 amino acids. NCBI's taxonomy places the organism in Eukaryota, Metazoa, Mollusca, Gastropoda, Lepetellida, Haliotidae. Gene Ontology annotation, molecular function: protein binding.
UGUGGACGGAAGGGGUGGACUAGUGAUAAACGCCCUUGCUCGUUCCCCACGUUUCGGGUGUCUCGUCUAUCCCAAUUGCGUAGAUCGAUGAUAAUGCUGUUGAUCACUGGAUUGUCUGGUACAGACUCGAAUAUUUACAGAUCGCCGCGAUUCAGCUGGAAUAUUGUUGUGUGCGGAGUAAAACAAACAAUCAAAACUGUGUCAGUAACACUGUUUUGAUAUGGACCAGACGUGAGCCCAAGAUAUGUUCCGUCAGCUUUCGUGGCAUGUCUGUUCUCGCCCCUUUCUGAAGGCGACACGCUAGCCGCUCGCUCAAACGCAACCAAAAUGGCGUCAGCCUACAACUUCCUUGUUGGAGCAUGAUGAGGUUCAUCCAAGAUGGUGAGAAUAAAAACUACACAGUCUCCCAUGUCUAGUGAUCAGGAGAAGUUGACAGGUUAAUGCUGUCCAUCAUUAAUUACAUGUCCUUCAAUUCACCAAGAAGACUUGAAGGUCACAACACAUCAAAGGUCAAGGUUGUUUAAAGAUCAAGGUCACGCUGAAAAGUCAACCUUGAGCUUAAAGGCCACCAUGGUGGAAGAAAUACCCUUCCGAUGUUUGCCAUACUCUGCUUGGCAGGAACUUACAGUGAAAUUAGAGCCAACUGUAAUGCUUGGUUCGGACUGGCGAAAUUUAGCAGAGAAACUGGGGUACAAUGCAGAACAUGUUGGGUUCCUUGAGUCUCGCCGUCAAGACAAGCCAUGCACGCUGCUGCUGCUGGGAGAGUAUGUGAAGAAGGAGUCGGCCACGGUGGAGAAGUUUAAGGCGGCGCUGGAGGAGAUUUCAAGACCUGAUGCUCUGGUGGUGCUGAACAAUCACAUGCAGGAGGCUGAAGAAAUGUAUAAAAAUGAAAAGAAUACUAUUCGACCGUCUCCUCGCACCCCUGAAGAAGUCACCUACAGCUGGUCAUCAAACUGUCCACCUUAUGUGUAUUCAUACCCGGCCAUGGUGAACUCCAUGCCGUAUUGCCCAACCACUGCCUGCCACGUCCACCCAUCUCCACCCUGCAGACACAACUCCAUCCCCGAGCCGCGGCCCCACUUGUGUAAUGGCUACCCUAGUCAGAACGGAAGCAUACCCUAUAUCAUGCAGCGUGGUGUGCAGGGUCAUCCUUACUUCAGCGGUGAAUACACCCCACCCCAGCACAAUGGCUGCCAGGAGAGCAUGAUGGUCCAUGAGGAUCCUGCAGGACCAGGGGAAAUGAUAUCAGUCGAUGAUAUCGACAUGGAGGAAGACAAUCAUCGUCGGGAGGAUCCCGCACCUUUGCCGCAGACCAUCAUGAGGGGAGAUAACCAGUUGUCAUCUUUCACUCAUUCACAGUCCAUGGGGCAGCCAACUGCUAUCGAUGUAGCUCGUGAAGAAGAAGUUGAAACUUCAGGGCAUAAUGCCGACUACAUUGCGUACAAUCACGUCAGAGAAAGGCAUGGGCGACCGGGGUAUUAUGGCCAGGAUAUGGUCCCCAAACAGCCUAUGUCGUCCUCCAACAGACCUUACAUCAUCAAAGGCACCCUCGUCAACAUGAACAAUCAUCAAAUGAUGCAUGAUGCUGGUUUGCGGAAGGUGUCCUCACCACCCAUUUCCAAGCUGCAGCAGUUGGCAAAAAUACCGCCUUGCUACCAGCCAAAUCAGGAAUACAAGAAGAUUGUUGCCGAUCAGAAGGUGGAAGAUGAGCGGAUGGGAAGGCCUCGACAGUUCAAAGAAGAGAAGAUGGAUGCUCCAAGCUGUAGUGGUCAUGAUAAUCAGAACUUCACAGACCUGAAGAAAAUGCAAUCGCGGACUAAGAAUGGAGUGAGAGAGACGCCCAAGACGUUUCCCCGGGUUAAGACUCCCACCACAGGGACUGUGGUCAGUAACCUACAGCAGCUGAACCAGUCAAACACACUCACCAAGUCCACUUCCAUGCCAGUAGAUAUGAAACCGGCCGAGUUCAGGAAAGCCUUCCGUCAUAUCAAGGUGUUUGUGACAUACUCCAAUGACAACAAGACGCACCUCUGCCAUGUUCUGUCUCUGUGUAACUGCAUGGUGAAGAAUGGGUUCUCAGUCUGCGUGGACAUCAACAGCCGCUACGUCUCCACACUCCCCAAUCAGCACGACAAGGUCAACUGGUACCAUGAAAAGUUUAAUGAGUCUGACUUCAUCCUAGUGUGUCCGUCUGCUAAAUAUAAGUCAGAGAUUGAGGCGCAGGAACAGUGCAAGAAUGGGAUGAUGCCCGAGAGCCAGCUCCACACCCGCUACAUUUACUCACAGAUGCUUAAAGAGUACAGAGACCAGGCCAAGAACACCAGGUUCGUCCCAGUGCUGUUCCAGAGCUCUGAUGAGCAGUACCUUCCAUCAUGGCUACAGAGGACACUCAAAUACACUUGGCCAAGUCAGUACAAGGAUCUGUUGUGGAUGCUUACUGGCCCCGAAGACCGAAUUAAACCGAAACCUAAGUUGUUCUCUGAAUCCAUCAGCCAGUCAAAUUCACCGACACAUGAAAGCGAGCACUGAGCUGAUUCUCAAGCCCUUGACAAAGUGUUGAUAAUCAAUAUCCCAAAUGAUGACUCUUGUGUUUUGGUCUGGCAUCAAGAUGGAUAUUACCUCACCCUCAUUGUGGACUAGGAUUGAGCCAAUUUGUCAACUGUUGGAAAUAUGAUUCAAGCUAUUCAAACAUCACUUUGAGUGCUAACUCGGAUUCUAUGACAGAUAUCAGUGUAUUUGUUAAAUACCAUAAACCGGCAGAGACAGUGUCAGUGUGACAAUAUGACAACAAUUAGACCUGGGCUGUGAGCCAGAAUGUAAAGCAUGGCCUCCUUAAAGAUUGUGAUCACUGACUGACCAGUGAGGCUUUUCAGUUUGAGGCAGGGGAGAUUCCACCAAACAUUGACCAACAAAAGCUCGUAAAAGGUUUGAGAGCACAAGAGCUGUUCAAGCAAACUGAGGCUUCUCUUCAGUUUUAGAGGAAUGGGAGAUGUUCCUCCGGACACAAACUGACGUUCAGUUUAAGAAACAGGACAUGUUUGAUUAAACACUAAGCUGUUAGACACCUCAGAUUGAAGACAGGGGACAUGUACCAACUAAGGGAGACAGGUUGGCAUGAUGGUUUUGUGGGACAGUCAUGAUAACGAAAGUGCUCCUCCAAACACAAUGUGUUCCUCUUUCAGAAAUACACCUUUGGGACUAAACUUAGAUCCAAAGGGAAGGUGAAGGGAUGUGCAACCUGUUGUUUCUGAUACCUACAUUUUAACCCUACCCAUGACAAAGUCACUUUGUGACUUAAGAAUCAUAAGCACCCCUCUUGUUUUCAAAUUCUGGGUUUGCCUGGAGUAAGUGUUUUGGUGUGGGAGCCAUGUAGCAGAAGAUCAACAACAUGGCUCCCUGGACUUUACACACUGUAUUCUAAAGGAUGCUUUGUUUGUGUGGGAGCUCCCUUGUGAGAAGAUUGUGAUGGAUGUUACUUCAAGAUUCUGUCAACAAAUUGCUAGUGUUCAUGUUGAUUUGGCAAUGGGACAAUGUCAUGUUUUCCAGAACUGUCUCGAUGGAGAUACAGACCUGUGACUUCUGUUUAAUUGCUUUCAGAUCCUGUAAAUUAGUACUGGAGCUGUUUAUGUGUAUAUCUAGUUUGUAAAAUAAGCAGGUGAUAAUUAUCUGGGAAAUGUGUCGACGAGAAUGACAAGCCAAACAUGUCGUUAUCCAGUACGUCUGCUCGCCAUAUUUAUCUCAUAUUUCCAACAGAAUGAGGCUGGCAUUAGCUACACCGAUAUCAAGUCCAAUAUAAGGCCUUGCUUACAUUAUUACUUUACAUGCAAAUUUUGAAUAAACAUUCAUGUUUAUUACCUUUGACAUUAGGAAAGACAAAUAAAUACAUUUCAAAUAUUAAUUAUUUUUUUUAAAAUCUCAAUUUGUCAUUCGAGGAUGCUUCGUUUGGAAUAUAGAUAAUUCCCUGAUUCAUGUCCGAAAGUAAUUGUGAUACUUUAACUGAGACAUUUUGAAUUAAUAUGUUAUAAGCUUUUAAAUUUUCUGUCUUAUUCAUCUUCUCAUCACUGCCAACAGCUGUCUGUGCUAUUCUAUUUCUGCUCCAAUAUUAGUAUGUAGGUAGUUCAGGAAAUGUUCUUGUGAAUUUGUAUGAAUUAGGGAAUUUAGUUAAAAUUUUCAAUUAAUUAAAUGCGUAAAAAUCCUGCUAUUUUCUUUGCUGUCAUGAAGAUGUUUAUAAUGCCUGACACCUACCACAUUCAAAUUGCUCACAUUUUUGUUUCAUGUAAGUUAAACAGGCUUAAAAAUAGGAUAAUAAGAUGACUCAGUGAUUGGUUACAGAUAUUUAUAACAGAUUGUACGUUCUCACGGUCCUGAUCCAUUUUCCCUUUCACCCUGCUAUUUAAUGCUAAAACACUAGAUGAUGCAAGUGUAGAUAUACUACAGGUUCUGAAAGUCAAUGGGGCUCCUUUUUAAUUUAAAUAUAGUUGCUUGUUUGUAACAAAAUUAUAUAUUUAUGUAAGUAUAUAUUUUGUAUAUGUUCAAAGACAAAGCUUUGUCGAAUAGAUAUGAUGUGAUAAACAAGGAUGCUGAAGUUAAACAACA